Linum tenue is the source of this 1701-nucleotide messenger RNA. The record is from the annotation of a GenBank genome assembly. NCBI's taxonomy places the organism in Eukaryota, Viridiplantae, Streptophyta, Magnoliopsida, Malpighiales, Linaceae.
CCCUCUUCCCCUCUCUCUCUCUCUCUCUAAAACCAACCACCGGGAAAAAAAUGCAGCCUUGCAGCAGAGAAAUGGCCGCCGGCGGCCUCAACUCCCCAACAACUACACCACCCUCCCACCAAUUCCAACUCCACGACCUCCACCAGAUCCACGGCCACUUCGACCACCCUUCCUCCGCCGCCGCCGCCGACGACUUCCUCGACCAAUUCCUCUCCUCCGCCGCCUCCUCCCCCUGGUCCUCCUCCGCCGCCGCCGCCGACCUCAUCAAGUCCCCCUGGGCCGACCUCGCCGCCGACGACGACAAUGUCGCCGCCGGCAACGGGUUCUUCGACGACCCCUCCGCCGUCAGCCUCGCCGCCAAGCUCCGCCACCACCAGAUCAACGGCGGCAACAACACUAACGGUAAUCACAACAACAACAACAACAGCAAGAUGAUGCUUCAGCAGCAGCUCCUCAUGGCCGGCGACGGAGCUCCGGCUCCGCUGUUUAACGGGUUCGGGUCCGGAUCUAUCCAGUCCCCGCCCCAUUUCCACCAUCCCACUAUGCAACCCGGACAGAGCUUCGGCGCCGGCGGAGGAGGACCGACCGCCUCGCCGGGGAAAGCUCAGCCGCAGGCGAGUGGGUCGGCGGCGACGGCGUCGCAGGGGAAGCCCAGGGUCAGGGCCAGGAGAGGCCAAGCUACCGACCCACACAGUAUAGCUGAAAGGUUACGAAGGGAAAGAAUUGCAGAGAGAAUGAAGUCCCUGCAGGAGCUGGUUCCCAAUGCCAACAAGACGGACAAGGCUUCCAUGCUGGACGAGAUCAUCGACUAUGUCAAGUUCCUCCAGCUCCAAGUCAAGGUCCUCAGCAUGAGCCGCCUCGGCGGCGCCGGCGCCGUCGCUCCUCUCGUCACCACCGCCGCCACCGCCUCCGAGGGAGGAGGCGGCGGAGGGAGCAACAACGCCACCGCCGCAGCAAACGGCGGUUCGUCGGCGAACGAGAGCAGCAUGACGAUGACGGAGCACCAGGUGGCGAAGCUGAUGGAGGAAGACAUGGGCUCGGCGAUGCAGUACCUGCAAGGGAAAGGGCUCUGCCUCAUGCCGAUCUCCCUCGCCACCGCCAUCUCCACCGCCACGUGUCGUCCCGGCCAGCCGUCGUCUCCCAACAUGUCGGUACUCACCGGGGACGUCGCUGUCAAGGACUCCACGUCAGCUACCAAGCCGUGAUCCGUCACGGCGUCGUUUUACUUUUUGGCUCUGCUUUUUGGAAUUUGGAGGACUCUUUUUUAUCGGUAAAUAAAAAAAGGAGGAUCGGAAGAUGACAGACGGAGAAAGACGGGAGGUGGUGGAUGGACGGAACGGAUGGAUGGACGGAACGGGGUUUUCGGGUUUCUACAAACGGAACGUUGACGAAGUCUACGGAAAUAAGGGGUCGGAUUGACUAACGGAGAAUGGAGUGGUUUACACGACGUCGUAUUUGCGUAGACUUUGUUUUUAUAUUUGUUUAGUAUAGAGCUUUAGCUAACUACUUUUUAAUGUUAUUUUGUAUUUUGCUUUUUGCUCUAAUUCCCAACAAGACCACUACGGUUACCAAAAAGAGACAAGAUCCGACCAAAUCCCGAGGAGUAGAAGAAGGAAUUCUUUUGUUUUUAGGGGGGGAGGGGUUUACUAGAUGAUUAAUUAAUUAUCAUGUAUGUACUUAAAUUAAUUUAAUAGUAAGUUG